This is a messenger RNA of Hemisphaericaspora subhashii, 1629 nucleotides long. RefSeq names its product xylulokinase (gene XKS1). Gene Ontology annotation, cellular component: cytosol. The coding region runs from base 1 to 1629 and encodes 542 amino acids. Gene Ontology annotation, molecular function: D-xylulokinase activity. The transcript is spliced from 3 exons. Lineage: Eukaryota; Fungi; Ascomycota; Pichiomycetes; Serinales; Debaryomycetaceae. The record is from RefSeq and is a predicted model, not a curated record. Gene Ontology annotation, biological process: xylulose metabolic process.
AUGAAAAUUUGGGACGAAAUUUCUGAAACAAAUGAAGGUGGUGAAGUCGUAUCGCCAGUUGGUAUGUGGUUAGACUCCAUUAAUCAUGUAUUUGAACAAAUGAAAGCCGAUAAUUUCCCAUUUGACAAAGUUGUAGGAAUCUCCGGUUCUUGCGUUGUUGUACCAAGGCAAAAGACCAGGGUUCUUCGAAGCAGUAAUAACUUUGUUAUAAACUCUGAAGGUGAAUUAUCCACACAAUUGAAAAACGCCUUUUCUUGGGACAAGUCACCAAACUGGCAAGAUCAUUCUACUAAUCCAGAGGGUAAAGCUUUCGUUGAAGCUAUUGGACGUGAAGAAUUAGCGGAAAUUACUGGUUCAAGAGAUCAUUUAAGAUUUACUGGUUUACAAAUCAGAAAAUUCUCCACUAGAUCCCAUGUUGACAAAUACGCACAAACUUCUAGAAUCUCCUUAGUUUCUUCCUUCGUUACCAGUGUUUUAUUAGGUGAAAUCGAUGGAUUAGAAGAAUCUGAUGCUUGUGGUAUGAACCUUUACGAUUUAAAGAAGGGUGAAUUUAACGAAGAGUUAUUAGCUUUAGCUGCUGGUGUCCAUCCUAAAGUUGAUAACAUCUCCAAAGAUGAUCCUAAAUACAAGGCUGCUCUUGAUGAUAUUAAAGCAAAAUUAGGAGAAAUAAAACCAAUCACAUACAAUGCUUCAGGUAAGAUUUCUAGCUAUUUCACUGAAAGGUACGGAUUCAGCGCCGACUGUAAAAUUUAUUCAUUCACCGGUGAUAAUUUAGCCACCAUCUUAUCCUUACCAUUACAACCAAAUGAUUGUUUAUUAUCUUUAGGUACUUCCACAACCGUUUUACUUAUAACCAACAACUACGAACCAUCAUCCCAAUACCAUUUAUUCAAACAUCCAACAAUGCCAAACCAUUACAUGGGUAUGAUUUGUUACUGUAACGGUUCCUUAGCCAGAGAAAGAGUCAGAGAUGAAAUUAAUGAAAAAUACAAUAUCGAAGACAAGAAGUCUUGGGAUAAAUUCAAUGAAAUAUUGGAAAAAUCUGGUAAAUUUGAUAACAAAUUAGGUAUCUUUUUCCCAUUAGGUGAAAUUGUCCCGCAUGCUCCAGCACAAACCGUAAGGGCUGUCUUGGAAGACAACAUUUGUAGACUACGUGCUGGUCCAAUGUUGAGUAAAUCUAGUGACUCUGCUACUACUUCUCCAGAACCAGAAACUGUUAAUUUAAAGAAAGUUUACUCCGAUUUGACUAAUAAAUACGGUGAAUUAUAUACUGAUGGUAAGCUACAAACUUUCCAAUCUUUAACCGCCAGACCAAACAGAUGUUAUUACGUUGGUGGUACUUCCAAUAACUUGAGUAUUAUUUCCAAGAUGGGUUCUAUUUUAGGUCCAGUCAAUGGUAAUUACAAAGUUGAAAUUCCAAAUGCUUGUGCCUUGGGUGGUGCUUAUAAGGCAAGUUGGAGUUAUUUAUGUGAAGAAAAAGGGGAAUGGAUUAAUUAUGACAAAUAUAUCAACCAAUUAUUCGAACUUAAUAAUGAGUUAGAUACUUUUGAAGUUGAAGAUAAAUGGGUUGAAUACUUUGACGGAGUUGGUUUAUUAGCAAAGAUGGAAGAAAAUUUGUUAAAACAUUAG